Messenger RNA from Hemibagrus wyckioides, 837 nucleotides. RefSeq names its product mitochondrial ribosomal protein L9 (gene mrpl9). The record is from RefSeq and is a predicted model, not a curated record. Lineage: Eukaryota; Metazoa; Chordata; Actinopteri; Siluriformes; Bagridae. Gene Ontology annotation, molecular function: structural constituent of ribosome. The transcript is spliced from 6 exons. The coding region runs from base 385 to 777 and encodes 130 amino acids. Gene Ontology annotation, cellular component: mitochondrion; ribosome. Gene Ontology annotation, biological process: translation.
UGCGAGGUAACUACAAAGCGACGAAGAAGCAGCAGCGGCUCAGGAUCAUCAGCACACUCACAUGGUUCAGGAAAAUAAGCAGCAGUGAAGAGAAUAAUUUUAUUAAAACCGACAGAAAUGUUUUAAACUCCUCUUCUGGGGUUUGUUUUUCCGCGCGCCGUAGUUUGUACCGGUCUCGUGCGUGUUGUUGGUGAUGUUUCCGCGCGCUCCUGCUCGGUUUGUCCUUCAGAGUGUGUGUGAUUGGGUCAGGACUCGGAGCUUCUCCCUGACCGCCUGCAGGAGCUGGGGGGUCGAGGUGACACGGUGUUUGUGAAGAAGUCUGUGGGCAGAAACAAACUCCUGGCUGAAGGUCUGGCUGUUUAUCCUUCAGCUGAGAACAAGGAGAUGUUCACUGAGGAGAGACGCGUUCUGCGUGAGGGAAAGAAAGAGGACAGAAUCCAGACCAGGACAGGACAGCUUACGGUGGAGUUCCUGAAGACGUCCACUCUGGAGGUGGAGAUCCAGCCGGCCGUGCAGCACAACUUCCUCCUGACCAGGGAGAUCAUCUGCAGACAGUUUCUGAGAAAACUGGGCGUGGUCGUCCCCCCUCAUGCUCUGACAUUACCGGAUGAGCCGAUCACACAGUUUGGAGAUUUCUGGUGUGACGUCACGGUGAAUGGCUUGGACACGGUGCGAGUUCCUCUGUCUGUAGGACUGUACGUGGAAGCGAGGAAGAAGAAACUGAUGAAACUGGAAGCAGAAGCCACGGAGAACAAACCAGAAUCAGAGUCGGAAUAAGGAUCCCAGUCCAGCUUUGACCUUUGACCCCAUUUCAAUAAAAUAUUCAAAGUUAAAACA